UGAUGACGUUGCAGGCCGCCCUCAUAACAGGAAGUGCAGCUGUCAACACCGCCAUGGGGCUGGCCCAGUGCUAGACAGCCCGCCUCUAGCCGGCCCCGGGAACUCUCCGCCAGGGGCUCAGCCCGCCUCCAGCCGGCCCCGGGAACUCUCCGCCAGGGGCUCAGGUAAGCUGGCCGGCGCUGGGCAUGCUGGGGGCUCUCUGGCUGCCAGGUGGGCUGGCUGAGGGUGAUGGGAUUCUCUCCCAGUGUGUCAGCCCUGGCUCCCAGUGCAGGCAGAGCUCAGGGAGAGAGAGGGAGAGGGAGGGACAGGAUCACCUCCACCCCCCGAUAUGUGCUGUGUAAUGUGCAGACACUCAGUGUGUAUCAGGGCUGCCAGCUGCUCAGCUCACCUCCUGCACCCACUGAUUUAUUGUGCAGGUUUCUCACCAUUUUAUUGCACAGCUCCCUUGCAGUGUUUCUCUAUGUAUCUAUCUAUCUAUGUAUGUAUGUAUUCUGCCAAGCUCUUCUAAUUUAGUUUUUUAUCUUUUCAAUAGGGAAUUGAGAAUGGACCUUCGACAAUGCUAGGGGUACAAUGGGAAGCGCCUCGCUUCGAUGUUUCUGCUACGGCUGCCUUUUCACAUCCGUGACCUGGACGCUCCUGCUCUUUAUUUAUUUCAACUUUAGCGAAGAAAGCCAAGGUGUCAGACAUGUGCCCGUCAAGGGGCUUGAACCGUACAAGCCAUUCCCUAAAAAGAUCUAUCCCCGCUUCUCCCGAGAGUCAUUGAUGCAAGUAGAGGGUGAUCGAAAAAUCCAUGCAGGGGAUCAGAAGAAAAAUAACUUUGUUGAAACAGAGCAGAAUAAUGCAGACCUCGCACCGGAAAUGGGUAAGAUGACGCAUUAAAUUCUCAUGUCUUAUGGCACAAAUUUCUUUUUUUUUUUUUUUAAUUACCGUUUUUAGGUGCAUAUAUAACAAAGAUGGUUCUUUUUGUGUUUUGAUUUUAACUAGUCUUUUAAAUGACUGAAUUGCUGCAAAAUAAACGUAGCAUGUUAAAAAUCAUAGCUGAAGCAAGGUUCUGUAGUAAACUGUAAUUUGCUGAGCUCAGAAGGUAUAAUUGCACUUUUCAUGCCAAAAUGUAAGAGAACAAAAUGUCCUAACUCUUCAGUGUUGGUUUAUUUUUAUUUAUUUUUUGCAAUUUCCUCUUCUCCAGAAACUCCAAUUUAAUAAAUAACCAUGAUUAUGCUCUUGUAGCUUCUCAAUUUGCUGCAAUUUUCAAGGGUCAAUCAUUAGAAUUAUCAUCACAGGCUUGUGAUUAGCAUUCUAAUGCGCUUAACACAAGCUGUAGGUAAUACCAUGUCUGACACUUCCGGAGAGAAUUGGCAAGACACGCGUUCAGGUUGAUCUACAAGUACCUUGCCUUGUGUGUCCCAGUAGUCGGGCAGCAAGAGACACUAUAUAUUUUCUUCUCCAUAUAUUUAUCUCGUUUUUUUUUUGGAACCCCCUCGUUCCCCUUCUUUUUUUAUUCUUCUAUAUAUUCCCACAUCCUUGGAUAUUGUCUUAGAAAUCUAUCUCAUUGGAUUUAUUCAAUACAUAUUGCUAUAUGAAUACUUUUGGAAAUACUGACAUAAGACAUCCACUAUCACAUGAACAUUGUAUGUAUAUUAAUAAAGGCUUAAGCUCUACAGUGAUCCUACAGACUACGAUGUGUAAAUACUUUGACAGCCAUAGUUCAGACGUUUAUAUAAUUGUUUAUUUUAUGUAGCAUGGUUCUUAUGCUGGCUCAUAUUUGGGAAAUACAGAUUCUUUUGUACCUUUCCAACCUCCCUUUUUUAUGAUUUUACAUUUGUUCAUUGAUAUUCAGACUUCUUGCUUUGUGUGUAUAAUAUACAGAGGCCUUGUUUAAGGAUGCUGCUCAUCCUUUAGGGGGUUAACUUGGGUUUUGCAUAUAAGCUGCCCUAUACAUAGGUUUAUUACAUUAUAAAUGAGGGCAUACUGCAAAUCCUGUGAUGGUAAAGGCUAUACAUUGACUAAAUAUACAAUAUUAUAGAGGGGAAGCACAUAUGGGAGGUCUAACAUAAACAAUUUAAUGGAAUGCCAUACUCAAAGCACAUGUUGCACAAACAAUUUAACAGCAAAGCAAUGGGUAUCUCUUUUUAAUGUUAGAUUCCAUAUGGAAUGAAAAGGAAUUAACAGAUUGAAUCCUAUCCCUCUCUUGUGUCUGACUGCUCAGUGCUAUAGUGAAAGCUCAAAUUACAGCCUGCACCUGGUGUGUAUGUGCCUCUGAUGGAACUCCGUAUUCCAUGCCAGAUUCCAUCUGAAAUCACAAAGACAGGUGUAAUGUUUCAUAAUCUUUCACUGUCAUCACUUUGGAGUAGCUUGGAUGUUUGACCUUUUGUAUCACUUUAUCAGCAUUUAUUCCUAGUGGACUCUGGGGUCCAAUAGACAAUGGAACCAAAUACGGAACUAGAACACGGUUUAUGCUCACUAGACAUUCUGUGUUAGAUGGCUGUAACAUUUAACCCCUAUUUUUAUUUCUUUAUUUUAUCCUUUUACAAGUUCACCAAGAUUGAGGUCUGGAUAUCGGACCAGCCAGGUUAUUAGAGAGGACAUUAUCUGGGUGAAGAAUAAAUAACUGCACAACUGGUUCUAAUGUAGGAUUUUCACAUCCUCUUAUCCUGUGCUCUUACCAGUAGUUUUUUUUUAAAAGAUUACUCAAACCUUGACUACUUCAAUGUCUUAAAUUGGUAAGGGUACCAGGACCUGGUAUGUGCAGCGUUUCAACGUGAGGUACUGCACACGUUGAGAUAUCUAAUGUUGCAACUGGAGGUUUGAUUAGCCCAGAGCGAGUGUUUUGCUUGUAAGACUUGCACAGAGGUUCAUUCAUUGGUUUGGAGUGUGUGUGAACUGCCAUUGUUUAAGGCUCUGCACCCGGAGGGACCCAGGUAAAUAGCAGACUGUUGUAAGCCAUUUUGUUUCCUUACUGGGGAACAGUGCCAGGUGCUCUUUUCUUUAUAGCCAGCUGGCUGUAGUAGUUAUGGCUGGUAUCACCAACUCUAUAAAAUUAAAAUAUUUGUUCUGUUUUCUUAAAGUCAGUCUUGGUCUACUUGGUAUUUAAUAAAUCUUGCCAAUAUCUGUAGAAUCAUUUCUCCAUCUGCUAGUCACUGUCUUUUUACGAUUGACCUUCCUUUCUUAAAAUAAUUAGAGUGUCUUAAUCAUCUACUCUAAUUUUAUUUCAGGCAUGAUAUUCAAUGAACAGGACCAGGAAGUGCGUGACAUUGGCUACCAGAAGCAUGCCUUUAACAUGCUAAUUAGCAAUCGUCUUGGAUACCACAGAGAUAUACCGGACACACGAGAUCCAAAGUAAGCCACUCUUUCUGAAACGGCCUUAUGAUUGUAAGGCCAUGGGAACAUAUUUAAAGGCCAAGUUAUUUUAAAUGUGCACCUGCUUUCUAGAGAGCUGUGUAACUCUAACUGCUUUGAAUAUGACAAUUGUCACAUUAGAGCUUCUGUUUCCAGUAACUGCAUGAGUCUUCCUGACCUACAAUUUUUCUGGUCACACCAUGGUGUGUGAUAGGACGUUCAUAACAUAUACAGCCUGAUUUCCUAAACUCUGGGGCAUUUGAGCACAUGGGGUAUAUAUUUUCUUUUCUUGUGUCAAGAGUUAUAAAGUGACAUUUUAGAAGGCAGGGUCUAAAAAAAAGCAGAUACAUGCUGAAUCUACUGUACCUGCGGCAUCAUUUUAUGAUUUUAAUAAAAGGAGCAACAAUUGGUUUUUAAUUUCAUGUUCAUGGUAUUUGCUGGAGACUGAGACUAGGGUACCUUGUGAGACAUGGCGACCUUCAGUUAAUAUAUCUGGAAAAUCUGUUAUUUGACUUGUGGGGGUGCGGGGAUGAGAAACCCUGAACUUCAGUGUUGCUUUCACUCUUGUAAACCAUGAUGUUAUUGAAUAGAUCAUAGGAAGUUAACUGUUAUAUUUGUUCACCGUUUACUUUAGUGAUUCAUAAUGUAUAACACAUCUUACUCUCAUUACUAAUUCCAAAAACUCAGGAAACCUAUAAUAAACAUGCUUCCAGCUUUCUGACAUGACUUUAUUGUAAAAACAUUUAUAGAUGUAAUAUUUACUUUUAAAACCAAACUGUUGCAGUGGAUGAAGGAUAUAAUGGGUAUUCUGUGUUAAUUCUGAUAUAGCACGUUCUACAUGAGGUUCUGUGUAAUAAGCCACAGAGAUAGUUAAGUAGUGCGCCAACUGCGUUAUUUUUAUCUAUUUCAUACCCUGCACUAAUAAAAGUUAAAGGAACAAUUUAAGCACCAAAUCCUUUACCAUACACUCUACUGGUUAUAUGAGUGCCCUCCAUUGUAGGUCGUACAGUUUGCCUUCAAACCUGCUGACUUUACCUUCAUACAGGAAUCCAGAAGUUCCUAAUUGUGAGCUUCCGUUGGCUCUCUAGAGCGAAGCAGGGCAGUGCAGGUCUAGUUCACUGUCUGAAAACGUCAGCUGAUUGCUCUCAGCAACUGAGUUAAACCCUGCAUCGAAUGAUAAACAGUGUAAGUAGUUGUGCAGGCGCUUCAAAGAAUAGAAUAACCAAAAUGGUGUGUGUAAAUGGUAAACCGAUAAGAACUCAACAUUUUUCAAAAAUUGUUUGCAUCCUUACAAUGGGGGAGGGGGCUACUGGGCAGUAAAGUAUGAUGUAGUGGUUAUGGUGCUUAAAGUAUUCCUUUAAUUCUUUCCUAACUUUGCUGAUAAAGGAAAGGGAGCUGCAGGAAAAGGGUCACCGGCUCAUUUAAAGGAGCAAAACCUAACGAGUUGUUUGUCAGGAAUAUCCCUUUUCUUACACAAUGUACAAUCAUUGAACACUCACCAAGCUGGAUGGAAAAAACAAACAAACCACAUUUAAAUCCAUGCCGUGCUUUCUGUUGAUUACUGCAAUAUAAUUCUUGCCAUUGUUCCUAGGUAUAUGUAGCAAUAUGUCCUGUUCUAUAUUUGGCAGUAUGCAUUACACUGGGAAUAACUUGAUAAAUAGCUUGAUGACCUGGAAAAAUUAUUUCGACUUGACUGUUUUGUGACUAAAAUAUUCAAUUUUGUUGUCCGUUAUCCACAAUCACCAGUCUAAUUAAUCACCCAAUUAUGUCUGUCAUUUCACGUAUAGCUCUAAAAAAAACCUGAAGUUGGCAAAACAAAUCUGUUGGUAACGUUAAGUAGACCUCCUUGCGAGUCCUGAUUUUUCAUUUACAGCGAUCAGCAAUUAUAGACUCGUCGGAAUGCACAGUCUAAUGAAAACAAGAGAUCUCACAAAGUUCAAUAGGAUUCCUCAGGGGCACUUAAAGGGUAACCAUCCUCUCUCUGGAAAUUAUACUUUGAACCUGACCUAUAACUUUUUUUUUCAUUCUUAUUUAAUGUAUUUUUCAGUUUUCUUCUAAAUUUAUAUUCCAUGCAAAUUACGGAACAAUCCAGUUCAGUCCAGGCACACAUUGGAAACAAUGAGAAGAGACGUUGUUUCAUUUCUCCCCUUCUGUCUGCUUUCUAUGACUGCUAGGUGUAAAGGACAGCGCUUAUAACUGAUUGAAAGGGAGCUAAAAUGGAGGCGCCCGGUUGCAGAAUAAAGAGUGUGAUUUUCUACCUCUGUUUUUUUUUUUUUUUUUGUUUUCUCUUACUUAAACAUGUAUUCGAGGAGUAUCAGGGAUAUGUAGCAUAGCAAGUGUUUGUGUAUAGAUUACACAUGGUGAAUAUCAUUUAUCCAAAUGAGUAGACUCUCUUCUUUCCUGACUGGCUUAUGACACCUCCAAUUUUUUAUUUUAUUUUUUUGGGGGCAUUUUUAUAUAUUUGCUAAAACACUUGAUAUUAACGUGUUCGCAUUUCAGAGAACGAACAAAAGCUUAGAGAAACUCAAUAGCUUACCCUUCGGUAAGCCAUCACUGACCUAUACCAUUGCACAUCACACUGAUCUCACCCAUAAGGGCAGUCUAGAACGGACAUACAGCAACCUUGGACAAUCGUUUCAGUAUUGUGAGCCUCGUCAGCGAGGUGUAGCUAAUACCCCUCUGGACUGCCCUUAUGGGUGGAUCAGGCUGAUAUACGAAUGGUAUAGGUUCUCUUUUGUAAUGGAACAAAUGAGACCUGAGCAGGGUCUAUCCGAAGGGCAAGUUACUGAAUUUCUAUAAGCUUUUUCCUCUUCUCACAUUUCCUAUUUUGUUGCAGAUAAGAAUAGUUGGAAUUAAAAAGUUUGUUUUAUAUAACUUCAUUUCAAAUGUAAUUUGUUUGAGUUAGCUAAAUAUUAUUUAUUUGUAAUGGGUAUGAUUCACUCUGAUUCAAUAAACUCAGCUAUUUUUCACUUGGUUUUGGAAGUUUUUGUCACGUAGGUGAACAGAGCUUAUUGGUGAUUCCUGGAUAUUCUGAGGGCAUCCUGCCGGCUGUGUGUUUAAGAUCAAUUCACACAGUGUGUAUGCUCUCUAUAAACGGAUACUUGUUAACCCUUCAUGCCCUAUACAUUAAUUGUAUUUGCAGAUUAAAGGACCACUUCAUCUUUAUGUGAUCCUCAUUUUAACAUUUUCACAAAAGGGUUGAAACAGCAAUUUUGAAAUGAAGGGUUAUAUUCACCUAAAUACAAGUACUUGUAUUCGAUCAGAUGGUCUCCGAGACCAUUUAAUUAGCCGUGCAUGCACACUAGCCUCAUGUUUAAUGAUGGGUUGAUAGCCACAAUGUAGAUAAGGUACCGGUAAGUAAAACUUCCAUUUUAAGCCCUCACAGCAUGGGUGCUGCAUUGGGAAAACAAAGUGUUUUGCUUUAAAUAAAUACUGUCAUGUUAUGCAUGACACAUCCUGAUAACUGCUGACUAGCACAAGAUUUCCAGGAAGAUCCCAUUUAUUGACUAAUGCCUUAUUUACCCCCAAAUCCUGGAAUCUUGUGUGAUCAGCUGCUCAUUCUUGUGAUGUGUGAUUCUAAGAUUCACUUGGGUUCCUCUAAAGAAAUACCCACUCAAUCAUCUGUGUCUCAACCAAAAAAAGCGGUCGCCUCUCAAUGAGUUCAUUGUGGCUUGGAAACUGCCGCAGGUUAAAACUGUAACAGUUAAAAAGUGGUGUGUGUGUGUGUGUGUGUGUGUGUGUGUGUGUGUGUGUGUGUGUGUGUGUGUGUGUGUGUGUGUGUGUGUGUGUGUGUGUGUAUUUGCUUGGCCAAGAAGAAACCUGUGGUUCCAGUAUGUUUUGCCAUUAAAGUCAAUGUUGCUUCAUCUUCCUUAAGGUAAUUACUAAACAGUUGGAGUUUUGCUCUAAACUUUGCAAUUUGUUGGUGACUUCCCACCAUUUCCUGGUUUACUGAAUAGCUCUUAAUGACUUUUCAUGGCUUACAACAAAAUGAUUAAUAAUGGAAAUUUUUAUAUAUAAAUUAGUUUUUUACAUAGAGCUUUGCUGUUAUGCAUUUAAUCUUACUGUUUUGUUUUUUUCCUCUUUUCUCUAUUGAUAGAUGUGCGACAAAAUCCUACCCCGCUGAUCUGCCCCUCGCAAGCAUUGUGAUUUGUUUCUAUAAUGAAGCCUUUUCGGCUUUGCUACGAACUGUUCACAGCGUGUUAGAUCGAACACCAGCUAAUCUACUACAAGAGAUCAUUCUUGUAGAUGAUCAUAGUGAACUAGGUGAGGUUGUGUUUUUAUUUAUUUUUUUUAAUUUUUUUUUAAUUUAUUUUUUUUUCGGUUUAGAUAUUGUAGUCUGCUAAGGUUAACGGAUUGUCUAUAUGUGACCUAUAUUAUCUCACUGUAAUGUAUGCAAACCAAACAAAGAUCGGUAACAUAAGAUGUUCCAGUCUGAGGGUUUCUAAUGAUGGGGAAAGCUAGUGGUUUCAAGGCCGAUAUGGCAGAUCUUGCCCAGAAGUGUAGAUCUUCCUGUAUAAUCACCUAGUGUUAGUGAAUACUCUUAUUUGUUACACUUUCAGAUGACUUGAAGGAUUUAGAGGACUAUAUGUCAGAAAAUCUUCCGAAGAAGGUGAAAUUGGUGAGGAACAAAUACAGAGAAGGUUUGAUUCGGGGCAGGAUGGUUGGAGCUUCUCAUGCAACAGGUAACUGUAUUGUUAGAAAACCUAUUUUCAUGUGUAGUACACCGCUGUAUUAACAUUGUUAAUGGAUCUCACACCUUGAAGAAUCCACAAAUAUUUACAAUGAACACGUGUCCCGCAUCCCUUUUUAGUAUGAUCCAUUUAUCUGGCCUAUAGCUUAUGUUUAUUUGCUUCUUAGUUGAAGUAAUUGAUACUGUCAUGUAAAAAACUGGAUAAUUACACAGUGCUCAAAUAGGAAGUUAAGAUACUUAAGUUAGGGUAUACAGAUACUGCAGAAUUUUUAAAAAUUCUAUAUAUUCUCAUUCGGCAAAAUUAUAUAUUAAAUACAAAUGCAUGACACGGGAAUCGUGAAUAUGUAUUUCAAACAAUGGACUCCAUUUUAAUUUUGGAGAAACGUCUAAAAUUAUUUAAAACAUAAAAAAAUCUACAUAUUAAGGCAUUUUUCAAAAUAUUGAAGCAUUUGAAAAGGUUAUUUAAAAAUUAAACUGAGGCCAAUAGUUUAUGUGAAAUGAUUGAAACAUUUUUACAUAGGUAUGCCUAUUAAUAAAGUGUAAUUAUUUAUGUAAAGUAUAACUUAAAAAUAAAUUACCCUAUAAAAUGCACUAACGGUUUAUCUUACAAAUGAUAAGGGGAGGAAGUGGAGCUUUUGCAAGAUAAAUACAUUUUAACUGUAUUUUCAGUGAACAGUUUGAGCUAAUGAAUCACAUACUGCUAAUUAAACUACACUCUAACUCCGUGUCAGAUUAAAAUGUAUAACAUAUCAGUGUUCGGGUCAUGUAGCAAGGGCAUCUAAAGUUAGAUUUUUAUGUAUAGUGUUUUGAACUGAAUACCAUUAUGUAGCUUUAUUCUAUAUAUUGAAUUGGGAAAUCUAUCAUAUCUUAGAUCCCGAAUGGUUUCUCGUAUUGCACUGUAUUUCACCUCCUUUUCCUGAGCCUGUGUUGUCCUUCCAGGUGAUGUCCUUGUGUUUCUGGACAGUCACUGUGAAGUGAACGAAAUGUGGCUGCAGCCCCUUCUUGCACCUAUUAAGGAGAACCAGAAGACAGUGGUGUGUCCGGUUAUUGACAUAAUCAGCGCAGACACCUUGAUUUACAGCUCGUCGCCUGUUGUACGUGGGGGUUUUAACUGGGGUCUGCACUUUAAAUGGGACCCAGUUCCACUAUCAGAGUUGGGAGGCCCGGAAGGAUUCACUGCUCCGUUUAGGUAUGUGACGUAACAAGCUAUAAACAUCGUUUGCAUAGGGGAGGGCUACAGUCCAUUAUUGGGUUAGUUUUGGAUUAAACUGCCAUUUGUAACGUUAGUUUAUUUUAAAAUCUUUUUUCGUAUGAAUUGCAGUUACCUGUGUUCACAGUGCUCUGUAUCACACAUUUUAAUCUAGACAUUUUGUGCCAGAUUUUCAGUAGCCAAAAGUGGGAUCACUUGACAGCUAUGUCUAAAAUAAAAUUGAAUAUAUGCAGAAUAAGAUGGCAUGCGCAAGAUUAAUGGACAUAAACAUGGUACUACUAUGUAACCGCUCCUUUAACUCCGCAAUAACUUGGUAGAAAUAGUAGGCUUGGCAAACAGCAAAGUCAUUUUAAGGAUUCCUUGGAUUACUGCCAAAAGUAAAAGAAAGAGGCUUUCUUACUGCCACUGCAUUUAUAAAGUCACCAGCCAAUCACUGUGAAUAUGUUUUUAAAAUAUUUAACAAGGUUUAAGGAUGGCUGAGCGUCAUGGGAAGUGUAAUUCAGAAACCUCACUGCUCCAGGUUAAACUGCCUCUGUUAAUGUUAAAACAUAUACCUGACUCUAGAGCCAAAAGGGUUACUUUAGUUUACACAACUCCACAAAAAGCUGCUGGAACAUUGACCUAGAGAUCAGCCCAUCAAGCAGGGCACUAAAAUAAAGUCCUCUCAGUUGUGUGAAAACUAUUCUUCCAUCAACAAAUUUUAAUUUUCUGUGUUUCCUAAGGCGCAGAUGUCAAAUUACAGUAAAAGAACCUGAAAUGGCUUUAACAGGUUCAGUUCUUCUAAAUCCUACAUUUUCAAUGUUUCUGUUUAUGAAUCAUUAACCACUUUUUUUUUUUUUUUUUAAUUUAUUUAUUAAUUUGUGUUUUCUUUUUGUCUUCUCUCUGUUCCCUUGGCAAAUCUCCUCCACAUUUUCACUGUUUGUUACUACUCCCGUGCAAUGCCAGAACACAGCUGGAUUGUGAUUCCAGUUACUAAACCUUUAAUAUAGAUAUUUGAAAGAGAAUGACGCAUGAUAAAAUUAUCAACAUAUGUUAAAGUGUUAUUGCCAGAAAACAGACCGUUCACCUUUAAGGUGCUCUUUAACUUCAAUUUCUUAAACUCCCUAACUUCUGGCUACUCAAUGGAAAGGGAAUAUUAUGUAUGUCCCAAGGAAGGAAUAGUGUUUUAAGUCUAUUAGCUGGAUAGAAGUUUGGAAAAUGCUUGGAGGAUUUGCUGGCAGAAUUACUGAAGCCAUAUAAACUCACUGUUACUAUUUGGGAAUCAUUUUAACAUUCCAAAAUAGGGCCUUGCUUUUUUUUUUAAAUGCUUUUUGCUACAAAGGAGUAAGUUCUUUUUGAUCCUAGUUUAGAAAUAGCUUAACUAACGUCAGUUAUACUUACCAUAACGACAUGAACAGGAGCACUCUGAUUGAGAGAUCAUAGAAACAUAGAAUGUGACGGCAGAUAAGAACCAUUUGGCCCAUCUAGUCUGCCCAAUUUUCUAAAUACUUUCAUUAGUCCCUAGCCUUAUCUUAUAGUUAGGAUAGCUUUAUGCCUAUCCCACGCAUGCUUAAACUCCUUUACUGUGUUAACCUCUACCACUUCAGCUGGAAGGCUAUUCCAUGCAUCCACUACCCUCUCAGUAAAGUAAUACUUCCUGAUAUUAUUUUUAAACCUGUGUCCCUCUAAUUUAAGACUAUGUCCUCUUGUUGUGGUAGUUUUUCUUCUUUUAAAUAUAGUCUCCUCCUUUACUGUGUUGAUUCCCUUUAUGCAUUUAAAUGUUUCUAUCAUAUCCCCCCUGUCUCGCCUUUCCUCCAAGUUAUACAUGUUAAGAUCCUUUAACCUUUCCUGGUAAGUUUUAUCCCGCAAUCCAUGAACCAGUUUAGUAGCCCUUCUCUGAACCCUCUCUAAGGUAUCAAUAUCCUUCUGAAGAUACGGUCUCCAGUACUGUGUACAAUACUCCAAGUGAGGUCUCACCAGUGUUCUGUACAAUGGCAUGAGCACUUCCCUCUUUCUACUGCUAAUACCUCUCUAUACAACCAAGCAUUCUGCUAGCAUUUCCUGCUGCUCUGUUACAUUGUUUGCCUACCUUUAAGUCAUCAGAAAUAAUCACCCCUAAAUCCCUUUCCUCAUAUGUUGAGGUUAGGACUCUAUCAAAUAUUCUGUACUCUGCCCUUGGGUUUUUACGUCCAAGAUGCAUUAUCUUGCACUUAUCCACAUUAAAUGUCAGUUGCCACAAUUCUGACCAUUUUCUAGUUUACCUAAAUCAUUUGUCAUUUGGCUUAUCCCUCCUGGAACAUCAACCCUGUUACAUAUCUUAGUAUCAUCAGCAAAAAGACAUACCUUACCAUCAAGACCUUCUGCAAUAUCACUAAUAAAAAUAUUAAAGAGAAUGGGUCCAAGUACAGAUCCCUGAGGUACCCCACUGGUGACAAGUCCAAGCUUCAAAUAUAUUCCAUUAACUACAACCCUCUGUUGCCUGUCACUCAGCCACUGCCUUACCCAUUCAACAAUAUUGAAUCCAAACUUAAAGAUUUCAGUUUAUUGAUAAGCCUUCUAUGUGCAACAGUGUCAAAAGCCUUACUGAAAUCUAGGUAAGCAAUGUCUACUGCACCACCCUGAUCUAUAAUUUUAGUUACCCAAUCAAAAAAAUCAAUAAGAUUUGUUUGGCAUGAUCUCCCUGAAGUAAACCCAUGUUGUCUCCGAUCUUGAAAUCCAUGUGUUUUUAGAUGUUCAACAAUCCUAUCCUUUAACAUGGUUUCCAUCACUUUCCCCACUACUGAAGUAAGGCUUACUGGCCUAAUCAUUGCUAGGAUUCUCAGAGCUGGAGUGGCAUUUACGUCUGUCCUCAAAUAUCCGUUCUCUGCCCGACAUAGAACUAGGCUUGCCCUUUUUGCCCCAGUCAGCUUGUAUUGGAGGCUCAGACACCCUCACACCCCUGCCAGGUGAUGUUGUGGGCUUUACAUUUAUUUCCACCAUUUGGCAGUGAGUGGGCUUCACUAAUGUGUGAAUUGACAGGAAUUCAAAUCGCUUUUUAUAUUGUCAGCCAAACUAGAAGAAUAGCUGACUUGCCCAUUUCCCCCCCUUCGCCUCCCACAUUUGGCCAUUGUGGCCUAAGAUGUCGAAUUUACAUUUAUAUAACUUAAUAUAGGCAGAGGUUUGGGAGCCUGAAUAGCAAAUUAGUUCUCAUAUUUAUAUCUUUUUAGACUCUCUCCCUUUCCUCUUUACUCCUCUGUUUCCAAACCAUUUGGCCAAAUAGGACAAUAAGCCCGUUUGUUUUUCCUCUGAACUGGAACAAAUGGAUGUGUCUGCUGGUGCCAAGUCCUUUGUAAAGAGGACAGUAGUAAAUCAAACUAGUCUCUGAUCAAAUAGCAUCGAUAGGGCACGGCUGUAAUAAGAAAGGGAGAUAGGGCAGUCUUCCUUUUUUAGGGGCCGUAAUAUUGCCCUCUAGUGCUGCAAAUAUGCGUUUCAUUUCCUUCGUAAUAUACUUACCAGUAGGUUCUUGUAUUUUUACUGGAGUAAAAUUCCUCAUUUUAUUGCUUGUGAGUUUCUGUAAAGUUGCCUCAAGCAGUGGCUGGGCCAAUUGCCCCAUCAGACAUGAAGUCUAAUGCCAAGAAUUGGUUAUUCUAUCUGUUUCACAAAUUGAAAUGUGCUGGUGUAAAUGAAGAUCUGAGCUAUAUAAAAAUAAUAAAAUCCCCUAGACUCGCAAGGUAACGUUUGUAGCAUUGGGUCUAUUAGAACAAUGUGUGAUCAAACUUUCAUUUUAUUCUUUCUUUAACCUUCUUUCCUUCGCAGGAAUAAGACUCAGAAAGCUACUCUUUUUAUUUUAGGUCUCCAACUAUGGCCGGGGGUCUCUUUGCAAUGGACCGAGAAUAUUUUAAUACUCUGGGGCAGUAUGACAGCGGAAUGGACAUCUGGGGAGGAGAAAAUCUAGAAAUUUCCUUUCGGGUAAAUGAGUUUAUUUUGUUUUUCUAAAAACCCCAGAGUUCAUCAAAUAUAAUGGAUGGCAUUUACACUGUCUUCCUUGUUUUCUGGUUGUGGAGUUUUUAUUUUUUUUAUUUAUUUUAUAUUUAUUUGAAAUCUUUUUAUCAACAGGCAUACAGAAAUAUAUAUUUUUUUUAAUAGUAGCUAUGACAUGUGUCCAUAUUAUACAGUCUAGUGGAUAUUAGCUUAUACAUUGUGUUAUGAAUUUAUGAAGAUAAAAAUGAAUGUGUUCUCCUUGUGGUCUCUUUCAUCAUGUAUAAAGAUGCAUUGAAGUAUUGCCAAUUAGUUCAUUCAUGAGGUCUGGGAAUCCUUGUAUUGGCUACUGCUGCCUGUAUCUUUCUUUCUUCUAUUUUUUUAAUUACUGAUGUAGCCAGGGGAAUAAAAAAAUGUAUCCCAAAUUAAUCAGACUAAGAAUGCUCCAAUUAAAGGACCACUCUAGGCACUCAGACCACUUCAGCUUAAUGAAGUGGUCUGGGUGCCAGGUCCUUCUAGGGUUAACCCAUUUUUUUUAUAAACAUAGCAGUUUCAGAGAAACUGCUAUGUUUAUCAAUGGGUUAAGCCUUCCCCCUAAUCCUCUAGUGGAUGUCUCAUUGACAGCCACUAGAGGCGCUUGCGUGCUUCUCACUGUGAUUUUCACAGUGAGAGCACACAAGCGUCCAUAGGAAAGCAUUGUAAAUGCUUUCCUAUGCGACGGGCUGAAUGCGCGCGCAGCUCUUGCCGCGCGUGCGCAUUCAGCCCAGGAGGAGGAACGGAUGAGGAUCGGAGGAGGAGAGCUCUCCGCCCAGCGCUGGAAAAAAGUAAGUUUUAACCCCUUUCCCCCUUCCAGAGCCGGGCGGGGGCACCCUCAGGGCACUAUAGUGCCAGGAAAACGAAUAUGUUUUCCUGGCACUAUAUAGUGGUUCUUUAAGCAGGUUUUUACAGCUUGGAUAUUAAGAUUCAGACAGACAGGUUUUUCACCUAUCAAGGGAAUCAUAACUCAUUAAUAUGUCUAUUAUUUUUCUCUAUAUAAUGAAACCCAGUGCUGAAAUUAAAUCUUCGGGAAAAAAUUAUCCAAAUAAAAGUUGUGCUAUCCACUAAAGUGAUUUGAUAACUUGCUUUAUGCUUUUAUUUUUUUUUUUUUUUUGAAGGAUGAUCAGAUGUUUGAGCAUUUUAUAUUUUCUUGGUUUAUUUCAGAUCUGGAUGUGUGGUGGCAGCCUUCUUAUAGUACCUUGCUCCAGAGUUGGGCACAUUUUCCGAAAGAGACGUCCAUAUGGUUCACCUGGUGGCCAUGACACAAUGGCCCACAAUUCUUUGCGUUUGGCUCAUGUUUGGAUGGAUGAAUAUAAGGUUAGUUGGUGGGUGAAGUUCUAAUGAAUGUUGUAGUCUUUUUUUUUUUUUUUUUUAAUUUUAUUUUUAUCAACACAAUCUUGUUACAAGGUUAUAUGUUUUAUCAUUAGCAUAGAGGACCAUUUGCUGUAACCAAAUAAAAUAUCUGCUUGAUGUAAGAAAUUUGAAAAAGAACAAAAAAAAUUAACCCACUCGCAUUCACACCUGUAAUAUGAUUUAGCUGAUGGGUGCUUUCAGUGUCCCUUUAACUAAUUAUUAGAAAACAUUUAGAAUUUAAAUCCUGGUCAGUGACUGGAAAAUCCACAAAUCAGGAUAAACUAAUGGCAGACCCCAGUCUUUUAUGUAUCUAUUAUUUAUUUUUAGAUGCUAAAAGUAACUAUAGACACACUAUGACUUUCAGUUGUAUAUGAAUGUCUCUCUGAACAGUUAAUUUCGCUAUGCUAUUACUAGUAAAGAGACACUCUUACCUCCAUAAUGAAGCUGUUUUGGUGUAUAGAUUAUUCCCCUGCAGUGUUGCUGCUCAAUUAUCUGCCAUUUAAGCGUUUCUUUUUCUGCAGCACUAGCCUCAAGCUUCCUAGCAAUGACUCUCACAGCUUAUUUGAACUUUAAUUACACACUGGAGGCUGCUGCAAGCUUUAGCAGUCUAUUAACUGAGCAGGAGAUUAAACAUUCUAAAGUAUUUUAUUUUUAUUAGCUUCCCUAUUUGUACAGUAUGUCUACUCUUUCAGGAAGUGUAUAGGGUGGCUCUGUGGGUCUCAGCCAGCGGAGGCGUGGCUUUGGCUGCAUAAACAGUGAUUUAACUCCUAAAUGGCAGAGAAUUAAGUGGUGAGACUUCAGGGACAUGAUCUAUACACUAAAACAGCUUAAUUAAGCUAAUGCUAUUUUGGUCCUUUGAGUGUCCUUUAAAAUGUAACAGAGAGCUGUAUACAGUUUGCCUCAUGCAGUAUAUUUAAUGCAUUUACUUCACUACAACCUUUUUUUCUUUGUCUCCAUAACAGGAACAAUAUUUUGUUUUGAGGCCAGAACUAAGAACCAGAGAUUAUGGUGAUAUCAGUGAGCGCUUGGCAUUAAGGGACAGGUUGCAAUGCAAAUCUUUUAAAUGGUAUUUGGACAAUAUAUACCCAGAGAUGCAAGUGUCAGGACCAAAUGCUAAAGCCCAGCCACCUGUUUUUGUUAAUAGAGGCCCCAAGAGACCAAAAAUACUGCAGCGUGGGAGGGUAAGAAAUAAUUCAACCAUGUCAGUAUAGCACAGAUCUGUUGUUGGUUCACUAUCUAAAUGUCACACUGCGUUCAAAUGUUCCUAUUGUAAUAUAACCUUGAAUAAGAAUUAUUUAACUUUUUAUAACAAGAGCGCUGGUUUAAUAGAAACUUGAUUCUGCAUGCAACGCUUUAAUGCAUUAUGUGAGUAACCAUUUAUCAAGCUGAAUAAAAAUACAUGUGUAGCAUUUAUAAACAAGGAUUGUGUAUGUAUCAGCUUGAAAAUCCGGAACUGCACCACUGGUGGCAUAAUCUGUCCAGCUAUUCCAUGUAAUGAAGGUUAAUAGUGCAUUGAUAUUCCUUUUGGUGCAUGACAAGAUUGCCACCAACUCUGCAGAGUGGUCGUAUCUUUAAUCACUUUCAUCUGGGUAUUCCUGGCCCUCAGGCACCAGAUGAAAUCACUCCAAAAAUGGGUCAUCUGUCUCUGCGCAUGCUCAGAUCCUUUAUGCUUCUCUUUCCUGCUGAUUUUCAUCUCCUGUGCUUGACUAAAUGGGAAACUGGGAAACUUCCAUAGGGAAGAGAAGAAAGCAAGACUUUUUAAAGAAAUUGUUCUCGCACUCCAGUUGGAAGAUGUAGUAUCAUUAGUUAAAGGGACACUAUAGUCACUAGAACAACUACAGCUUAUUGAACUUGUUCUGGUGAGUUUAAUCAUUACCUUCAGGCUUUUUGCUGUAAACACUGUCUUUUUCGAUUACAGCCUAGUAAUAACUCCACUGGUCAUUCCUUUAGAUUACUACUACUACUACUACUACUACUACUACUACAGGUGCUUCCUGGGGCAGUGCUGCACAGUGUGACUGACAUUCAUUGUCUCCACCCUCUGCAUGCAGACAUUGAACUUUCCUCAUUUAUUCAGUGCAUCUCUAUGAGGAGAUGCUGAUUGGCCAGGGCUGUGUUUGACUUUUGCUAACUCUUUCCCUGAUCUGCAUCCUUGACAGUCUCAGCCAAUCCUAUGGGAAAGCAUUGUGAUUGGCUCUGAACAACACUUUUGAUGUCAGCCAAGCUGGCAUAUCACGGGAAGAGACAGCAGCUGCAGACUUGAACAAAAGUAGGACUUUGCUAUAUUUAGGGGAGCAAGGUGUGGCUAGAUGGUGGUUUUAACCCUAUAAGGACAGGAAUACAUGUUUGAGUUCCUGACCCUACAGUGUUCCUUAAAUGGGUUUUCGUGAUCUCUGACCACACGAUUAUUACUGUUCUAAAGCAUACAUUUUAUUUCUCACUCUCAAUUUUAUUGAAUUCCCAAGUGCCUGAGAUGUUUUCCCUUGACCAGUUCCAAACGGAUAGUAUAAAGGACAUAUAGAAAAUUGUGUUUGCUGUCUUGGCUUUAAUUUGGUUUGGAAACUUUUUCUGGGGAAAAUAUAAAUCCAAACAAUUUUGUUAUUUUUGUGUUUAUCUUGGAGUGUAAUAUUAAUGGUCCGAAGUUAAGAUGGUUUUUAACCUGCAGGUUAAAGUACUGGCUAGGGAGUGCACUUUGCUCUACGUGAUAUAUUAAAGUUAAUGUUUGCUUCAUUGCCUCGAAACCUAGAAUACACAAAGAUGAGCGUGUAUGUCUACUUAUAUAUCUAUAUCCCAAUGCGCUCAGCCACAUUGUCCAAUUAUAUUCUCAUUUACUACCCGCAUUCCUCCCAAAACCGCAUUUUGAAGGCAAGGGGUGGCUGUUUUUAGGAUCUAUUUUGAGUUCCUGAAUAUGGUCUCAAAGUCAUCAAUGGUCCUGAGCUCUGCUGUUAUGGGUCUUUGUAUCUUAAACCUUAACAUAAAUAAAUAAAUAAAUAAAACUAUAUUUUCCACCCAGUCUACUUACAGAUAUAGUGUGCAAUUUUUAUUGCUGCAUCCUUCUUCCUCUCUUCCCAAGCCGGGUAAGUGUUAGCAGAGUAGGCACCUGUAAUAUGGGGAAAGCAGGUGCCUACUCUGCUAGAACACCAGCAUGUACUCGCGGCUCGCUGGGCCGCAAAGAUGGUCGUUGUGGGCCGCGAGUUUGACAUGCUUGUCAUACAGUGUUAUUUCAGUUUAUGGCAGAUGGUUUUUGAACCGAUAUGCAAGGACUCCUUGUGUACUGACAAACAGAUGGCUUUAUAUGGCUGUGUAAUGAUCUGCACAUAUAUAUAUUGUGGAUUUUCCUUUUUAUAUUUUUUUUUUUUUUUAUAUAUAUAAAUACUUUCAGCAGCAUCCCAAAUAGUACUUCCGGUUUAGCUUUUAUAUUCCAAGUCUUUGUAGGCAUGUUUUUGAAAAAUAUAGUUUUCUUCUAAAUGCCCUCUGUAAUGACACAAUUGAAAUAAAACAUGUCUGAUGCCCGAACAGAGGGGGGAAAAAAAAAAUCCCAAGAGCUUGCACAAGUUAUUCCGUUUUGUACUGGUUAACUUUAUUUUCUCAUGUAUGUUUUGGCUUUUAUAUGCAUAGUGUUUUGGCCUCCUUAAAGGGAUACUAGUGUCACCAAAACAUACUCUGGCUUAAUGACGUAGUUUCACUGUAUAGACCAUGACCCUGCUGUCUCAUUGCUCAGUUCUCUACCAUUUAGGAGUUGCAUUGCUUUGUUUAUACAGCUCUAGUCACACCUCCCUGCAUGCGACGUGCACAACCUUCCUAAACACUUUCUGUAAAGUGAGAUCUAAUGUUUGCACUUACUUUAUUGCAAAUUCUGUUUAAUUUAGAAUUUCUAGCCUCCUGCUCUGUUUAUAGCUUUCUAGACCCUGCAGGAGCCUCCAGUGUGUAAUUACAAGAAACGUGCAGAGCAGGAGAUAAAAACAUUUUACAUUAAGUAACAUCUGAUUGAAAAUAAAACCAUUUUGAUUUCAGGCAGGCUGUCAGUCACAGCCAGGGGAGGUGUGGCUAGGGCUACAUAAACCGAAACAAGUGAUUUCACUUCUAAAUGGCAAUGAAUUGAGCAGUGAGUCUUCAGAGGCAUGAUCUGUACACUAAAACUGCUUCAUUAAGAUAAGGUUGUUUUGGUGACUAUAGUGUCCCUUUAAGUAUACCGCCUAUUUCAGACACAGAUCCGUUACUCUGUGCAUCUCUGGUGGGCAUUGGCUCUUCUUUUCUGGGCUAGAAUCAAGGAAGGCUGGCACAAUCUGUGGUGUGUUUUUUUUAAAAUUAAUUUAUUUAUUUUUUUGUGUAACUCUCCUGUUUCAGAGAAACUAUGUUUAUAAAACUGGACCAGGCACCCAGACCACUUUUAUCUGUCUCAACACACACACACACACACACACACACACACAAAAUACUACUGUUCAGUUAAACGCUUGUCUGUCACUCCAGUUAUCAAUCUGCAGAGACUCUGCCAUCCCUAUUAAGCAAUUUAUUAAUCACCUUCAAGGAAAAUAAAGAAAACCUUCAUUAUGUCACUGUAUUGCAGGAAAUCUCACCGUUGCCCAUAGUUGACUAGUUCCAUGCUCUGUAUUGCAUAAUUAAGGCAUUUUAAUUUGCCUUGGUGAAAAUCACGAAGUUUUUUUUUUUUUUUUUUCUAUUCUGCCUCUGCCUUACAGAGCUUUCCUUUUUCUUUUUCAGCUUAUCAACCUGCAGACUAACCGGUGUCUUGUUGCCCAGGGACACCCGAGCCAGAAGGGGGGAUUGGUGGUGGCUAAUGAAUGUGACUUUAAUGAUUCAGAGCAGGUUAGUUACACCUUUUUAUAUUAUUCUUCAGCAUUGAAUAAUAAGAAAUGUGAAAUGAUCUAUUGGUCUGAAAGGCCUGCUUGACAUCUCUUAAAAACCCACAUUUUUAUGCCAUUUGUCCUCUUGAUGAAAACUUGUUCUUUUAGAAUCUUGCUAUCUGUAUAUUGGAUCAAAGUGGAUGAUUAUUUAGGUGAAGAUCUGUAUGGGUCUUGGCUGUUUUAGGAAGGAAUUGAAAGCUUGGCCCUUGGUAUAUCUUUUCUGAAUCUUUUCACUAAUCCAGCUGGAAUUAUCUGUAAUUCGAAAACUAACCCUCUUCCCCCUUAUUAUCCAUCAGAACCCAAAUUACACUCUGAUUUAGUUUUAUAUCAUAGUACAUUUUGAAGAAAGCAAAAUAUAUUUUGCAAUGCCCUUUAAGAUCUGGUCUUUUGAUGGAGAAGGCAUUGCAGAUCUUUUAAUUAACCUGCUGUACCCGGUAAAUAUGUGUCUGUAUCAUCUGUUAGGAACCCACUAAAUGUGUCCCAACCUUGGAUGUUAAGAACCUCAGCUCAAUAUUGUUAGAUGAUGACUUUUACCAGAGAUUAACUACGAGUUUGCAAGAAAUGUGUAGUGUGUUUUUUGGUAUUUAUGUGCCCCUCAUAUUUUGUUCUUCCAGAUCUGGACUUACAAUGAAGAAAAUGAGCUUAUUUUAAGUAAUCUUCUCUGCUUGGAUAUGUCCGAGACCCGUUCGUCAGAUCCACCACGUCUAAUGAAAUGUCAUGGGUCUGGAGGAUCACAACAGUGGGUGUUUGGUGUAAGUGUUUGCAUAGCCUACAUACAUGUAGAAUAUGUAUUAAAGAGGCUCCCAAAAGGCCGCAAGAGAAAUAAAAUGUACCUAUCUACAGCUUUAGAUGUCUUUUGCUUAUUAGUGACUCCAAGAUUAUAGUCAAACCAUCAUUUGGAAAAUAAAUGUGAGUUUUCGUUUUAUGACUAAUUUUUGAUUGGGAUAAUUAACCCAUGUGUUUGUAACCUUCCUUUCCCAAGCUACUCAUCCAGUUUCUAGCUUAAAGAUAGCCAUUGCAGGUAUGCAGUUUUUAACCCCUUAAGGACCAAACUUCUGGAAUAAAAGGGAAUCUUGACAUGUCACACGUCAUGUGUCCUUAAGGGGUUAAUAUACUUUUUGCACCAUAACCACUCCAGUAAGCUGUGGCGGUUGCAGCGCGUCAAAUGCCAUGAUAUAUUUGACAAAAUACAAAUGAGCAGCUAAAUGGUUUGUGAAAUCAUGAAACCGCUGUUUUAGAAAAGGCUGAAAUUGCUAUUCUUGCAAAUAUUCCAUGGUUACAUGUGAUGGUAAAUAACAUUUCAUCAAGACAUUGUUGGGACUUGGUCAGUAAGCCAGGAGACGUAACAAGGGAAUUAUACAUUUUAGAUCAAAGUAACUGAAUGGGAAGUUUGUGGUUUUUUUUUUUUGUUUUUUUUUUUUUUUUUUUUUUUUUUUUUUUUUAUUUAUUUUAAACUUAGGUGUUUUGGCCUUAAGAGAAUUCUCUAAACAGCAAAGACUUUCAUUUCAAGUGCUUUUAUGUGUGAAGAGUGUGUCGUCCUUAUUCCAUUUUCCAAAAAGUGCAGAUUUUAAUAGAAAUUGGCAAUUUUAUUAUCCUUGUUAUAUCCACAGACUGUCAAUCAGACAUCCAGUCCUAUUAGCUUGUGGGUGUUUAGGUCAGUGGACCAGCUCAUUAGGUAGCAAUUGCCAUGAGCACCUGCCUUGCAAAGACUUCUCAUUAAGCUGCAUUGGGAAGUCUGUGAUUGGAAAGACACACACACACACACAGUCUGGGCUGGAGAAAAAGGGGAGGGCUUGUAAAGGCUACAGAAAUGAUAUCUGCAGGUUUUUCAAUCUGUCUUUAGAUAUAAAUAAAGCUUAAUGUAUGCAUGUUUUCAUUAGAAUUAUAUUUACUAAAUUGUUAAAAAUAAAUACAUACCAUUGGAAUGUUCCUAUAGAUUCCCCACGGUAUCUGGUCUAUGGUCAGAGAAUUUCCCCCGAACAUAGAUGCGAGGGAUUACCUGCUCUAGUGAGCUAUUGUAUGUUUGGGGGGAAUAACCCCGAACACAGACCUGCUCUCUAGCGUAUCCUCACUUACCGACCAAUUUCUUUUACGACCAAAUCGUAUGAAUGAAACCCAGUCGGUGAGGACAGCCUGUACUUUAGGUCUGCCCCCAUGGUGAACAAAGGGUUAAAAGCCAUAUUUUGUCUGUCUGCCCCCCUUCCCCCACGAUUUCACUCUGAUAGAGCAACCUAAUGUUUAUUAGAGCUUGACCACAGAAAAAUAAAUCAGUGCUUCCCUAAUGAGAAUCUGAGGACAUGUAAACAUCAUUUCAUGGAAUUAAACUCUUACAGUCCAUAAAGUGCCACAAGAGUUUGUCUUAUCCCUGCAAUGUAAAGCUUGCAGUUUCAGAGAAUCUACACUGUUAACAUUGCAGGGUUAAGGGGACAGGGUCACUGUAGCGGAUGGCAUUAGGCUGUCCUAAAAAGUGCAUUUAUGUCUCUGUAUUCGGUUGAAUUGUAACUUGUAAUAUGUGAAGUGUAUGUCGCAUUCGUCUGAUUGUUCGGUAAAAUCACUCCAGUUCUUAUGCGAAUUAAACUACAGAACAAUCAGACCACCUCAGUAAUAAGUGUCUCCAAUUACUGUUCGCAACAAUGUUGCAAACGGUAAUUGGUAGUUCGUGCAGUGCGUCCUUUGUUCUCUGGGUGGCCGCCAUUCAGGAUACGAACACGUGGCGGCGGCCAUUUUAAACUCCCAAACAGCGGUGUUUUGCAGUCGCGUGUCUGGAUCCCAAAUUGGACACUCGGUUAGGCAAACGCCGCUGAGACCUCCACACUGCCGCCAAUUCGUAUACAAACUACCAAACGGCUUCUCGUUCGGUAGUUUGAAUCCCACGAACAAGGGAAAUUACACGAAACCUCCCCAGUUUUCCUAACAUAAGUCAUUCGUGUGUUACAUUCCAUUUUUUGUGACCGACCGCAGGGCCAAAACACAUGGAGUCCUUUUCUGCUGGUAAACCCAGUGCGGUCGGUCAUUUUAGUACUUCCAUAAAUUUCGCGAACCACUGGUCCGAUCUGGGUGAUUUUUGGAUAUGUCUCACCCAGAUCAGGGCUACCAGGGGAUGUAACAUUUAAAGGGGUACCCCUAUGUUUAGGGGUACAUCCAGAAACUCUGGUAAUUUGUGUCCUGCAUAAGGGGAUUAUGUGCCACACUAAGGAGAGGGGAUGUGUGGGUGGCAAUUAGUGGAGGAUUGGCUACUGUACUAAUUAUUGCAAAUCCCUCCCUUGCAUGGGAGAAUGCUUUAUAAGGAGGUUGUGUGCAUUAAGUCAGUUCUGCUCCUGAUGCUGUGUCGUCCAGUCAUUGGGAUCUGUAUGGGGAUAUUCGUGGAUUACCUUGCUUGCUGGAAUUAUUACUUCAUGGUAUUUUUACUACUUGUUCCUGAGCCUCACUGGGGAAUACCAGGCCUCCGCUACAGUCACUGCACCCAGACCAUUCCAAUUAGAUGCGGUGGUUUAGAUGCCUAUAGUGUACAUUUAAGAUUGCUAUUCACUAUGAUUCCCAGUUAAAGCCCUGCCUCCAAAUGAUGAAAGAUGAAAUGGUUACAGUACUUGAUGUGCAUUAUUAUUAUUAUCCUGCAAUACUAAAAGCAUCAGAUGCAGUGCUUUACUAUAGGUGUGUAUUGCAAACUUAUUCAUAUGGUGUGAACUCUUAGUUUCCCCCUCCUGCUUUAGUGCCAAAAACAUGACGUCCUUGUUGGCACAUUAUCUUUCUACUGCCUGUAAUAAGCUCUAAGGCAACUCUUCCUUCCAUGUUGAUUACACUGUGAAAUAGCAACUGCAGUAUGAAUGAUCAGUAGACAGACUGCAGCUGGUUUUAUAAGCAGGGUCUAGACAAUCUGUUGCCAACAACAAAUCCUAGCAGUUCCACCAUUUGGCAGAAUGCAUUCUUGUUUUCAUAUUUGGUGCUGUAUAAUUUACUGACCAGAUUCCAGCAUUCUUUGUACUAUUUACUUCCAAGAACGAAUUAAAGUAUUUCAUGUUUGUGUGCCAGCAUAGUCCUAUUUUUGUUUUACAAGUUGGAAUUACGCUUAAACCAAAACAAUCUACGCACACAACAUUUCCCAUUGAUUUUGUUUGAUGUUCUGCAUAGUUGUGUUUUAAAUUCUAUUUUGAAAAAUUUAAUAUAUUUUUUUUUUCUCUUUAAGAAAAACAACCGUCUGUACCAGGUAUCUGUUGGACAAUGUAUGAAACUUGUUGACCCUUUGAGCCACAAGGGCUACGUGUCAAUGGCAAUCUGCGAUGGCUCUGCUUCUCAACAAUGGCAUCUCAGCUGAGCCUCAGAAAUAGUCCGAAGAGGAUGCUUUCCGAUAUAAACUCUUGUUACGUUGGCUUUACUAGCCUGAAGCUGCUAUUUUACCGGACAAUUUUGUCAGUCUCCUCAGUAUUGCGUGUGGCACGUUGUAGAAGGGUGGUGGAGUCCUUCUAACUUUGCUACAUUACAUAAGCAACUACGCUAUAAGUUACUAAUGUGCAAUUUACUAAAGAAUUAGUUCUUGGAUGCAAAGUUUUUAAAUCCCAGUAUGGUACCGAAAGAAUUUUAAUCCCCAAAUGUUUUCUUUUACAUUUUUGUUUUCUCUCAAUAUUAUCUAUCUUUAUUUUACUUGCAAUUGAAUGUUUUUAAAUUUUAAUGAUCAAUCAAAAAGUUUGUAAAUUCUGUUGCAUAUAUUUUUUCUAAGUGGUAUUUUUGAGGUUUCCACAGACAAAUGCUUUUAACCCCCACAUACAUAAUUUUAUUGGGAGUUUGUGAGAUUCUCUGCUUUCUACAAACUUUCUCCCAGGCAUGUGUUUUGUGAUCUAUUAUUUUCUUAUUGAUAUGAAAGAAAAUGUUAAUUAAAUUUCAUGAAAAUGGAUUUAAACAAACUAUGCAGAUUAGACCUGGCAAUCUGACUUCCUUUUUUAGUUUUGGACAUGUAUGUAAUAUACACUUUCUGUAGACUGUAAGCUCCAUGGGACAGGGCCCACAUCAUAAUUUUUUUUUUUUUUUUUAAAUUGUGCAUCAAAUUCAUGUAUAUUUGGUUUACCCAUUGCACAAAGUUGCAGAAUACAUUGGCAGCUUAUAGUUGAAUGUAGUAAAGGCCCAGCAUAGCGAAUUUUAGCACUAAUCGCAAUUUGAAGAUCCGCUUUUAUUCUUUGACGUGGCCAUCUUGAAUAUGCAUCCCAAAUGUCCAACAAGAAUGUGGGCUUUAAUUUUUAAAGAUGGUUUGAGCUUGGCAUUCUACUGUACCAUGAAGUAAAAUUACAUGUUGAGUCAGUGUUACUAUGCCCUCUAUGCACAUGGGGAAAAAAAAUAUUACAAUUAAUCAAUGUAACGUAUGAUAGUGCAAAGAAAAGUUCUAGAGAAAGACUUUUAAUUUUCACAUCACACCAUUUCACUGAAAUUCCAUUUUAUGUCACCACUUAACUCCAUUUACAUUUUAUUAUAAAUGCAUUAAGUGUUUAGUGUGUCAGUUGCAGGGUGCCGCAAAGCAGAAAAAAAAAUCCUCUUGUAUGUAUUGAAAUGGAUGUAAUAACAAAUAAUGCAUUUAUGCUACUCUGAAUUAAGGAUUAAUUCUCUCCUGGUCUAACUACAGAGCGUGAUAUUGUAUACAUUUAUACACUGCUCAAAAAAAAUAAAGGGAACACAAAAUUAACACAUCCUAGCUCUGAAUGAAUUAAAUAUUCUUCUGAAAUACUUUAUUUACAUGAAUGUGCUGACAAAAUCACACAAAAACUAAAAAAUGGAAAUCAAAAUUUUCAACGCGUGGAGGUCUGGAUUUGGAGUCACACUCAAAAUUAAAGUUGAUUCC
Messenger RNA from Pelobates cultripes (western spadefoot toad), 25250 nucleotides. Lineage: Eukaryota; Metazoa; Chordata; Amphibia; Anura; Pelobatidae. The record is from the annotation of a GenBank genome assembly.